CGAGUCGAAUCACGCAUGGCGUCCGGGGGGAACCGACGCCAUCUAACGACUGGCAUUCCUGCUCGCUCCCGCUGGUAAAGCCAGGGCCAUCGUCGAAGAAGCGCGGAAGCUCCUCGUCGCUCUCGUCGGUUCUGUUGUUCGGCGGAUCGUGUGCGCGUUUAACCCGUGCUCGCCUAUCGUGCGCCUAUCAUCCGCCUUACGUCGGCUACGUCGUCGCGUUGUCCCGUUAUGGCGCGUGCACGCUGUGUGAAAUGAUAGGCGUGGGACGGGGCUGAUUUCAGUGCCGGCCAAAGCGUUUGAGCGAACGAUCUAACCCGUGUGUGCGUUGGCAACACAACCAGCGGCGACGACUAAUCUCCCGGAACACGGGGGACCCUGCAUCGUGCACUGGCGGAUUCCUGUUACACGGUCGCCCCCACCCCGCUACGCGGUAGGAUCACAGGUACAUUGCUGUAAUCUAUCAGCUACUCCAUGCUUCCUAUAAAUGCCAUGGCACAGAAGGUGGUACCGGGAUCAGAGUCAGGAUCGAUGAAGCCGUUGACUGGCAGCGGACUGAGCUAUGUCACGCUGCAACCACCCAGUCAACCGCUUAGUCUAGUGCAAGAUCACAGACCCUCGGUAUAUCAGACCCCGCCAUAUAUAGGAAGUAAUAUGGAGAAGGAACCGGAAGCUGAAAAAUUGAUUCCAAACGGCGUAGAGAUCACGAAAACUGAAACUGAGCAAGAUGUGCCUGCUGUUGUAAAGCAAAGUGAGUCCAACAGAAACAACAAUCUCAGUCCUGAGACUCCUGCUCAAGAACAACCAUGUGAGAUGCAAUCGGAACAGGUGCUAACAUCCUUAAUGGAGUUUCCAUUGAAUACUCCGGUAUGUACACCAACACAAAAUAAAGUUGAAGAAAAGAAGAUUCCUGUAAAUAAUGGAUCAAAGGAAUCGGAUGGCAAAGCCGUUAACACUCCUGUACAUAUAAAACAAUCUCCACAUAAAACAGAAGAUACACAAGCAAAGAACGAGAUUCCAAAGCCGAAACCUACAAAUCAGAGUACGAAAGUAUCGAGCGAUAACGCCACUGCAACAUUAACUAGUACAUAUAAACCUGACGCAAAAGUCACUACCUCCCCGAAAACAACUAAACGAAAAUCUAGAGAAUUGAAAGAUUUGAAAGCAGCAUCUACUGUAGUUACUGACGGAGCAAGUAAACCUAAGAGAAACCGAGUUCAAACACAGCCCUAUCAAAGUCCAUUACCGGAGAUUGCUUUAUUGGUUAAAAAUCUCAAUAAGACUCCUGGUUCUAAAGCUACAGAUGAUAAACUCAUUAUGUUCUAUAAAAACGAAUUUUUGGCUGUGAGGAAUGCAGAGGGAAGUUUUUAUGUAUGUCAAGCGAUGCAAAAUAUUUACAAAUCAAGCAGACGCAUUCGUAUACGUUGGUUAUCACAAGAUACAAAUAAUGGUGAAUUUUAUUCACCCGAUUUCUAUGAUACCAUAGAUUUCGAUUGUAUAUUAACAAAUCUGAACCUAAACAAAGUCGAUAAGCAAAAAUUCUGGUUAACCAGAAUAGAAUUGCUACGCACAGAAAACAUCUUGAAACGAGCUAUCGAUGUUGAAUCUGGACUAUCUGAGAAACCUCGAGUUACAGAAGAACAUCCCGAUGGAUUGGAUCUGUCGCUCUAUAAAGAUGAGUCGCAGCUGAAGAGAAGAAAAGGCUUGCAAAACGAAAAACCGAAUCGUAAAAAGUCUAAGCGAGUCGCGAGUUCUACGGAUGACGACGGCGAUGAGGAAGAAUCGGAUCGCAAUCGGAAAACAUCCAAAACGAAUCGCGCCAAGAAACGAUCGGUCAAAGCAUUGGCGAUUGCUAAAUCUGUCGCGAAGGGUAGCAGCAGGGCAGAGAGAGCACUAAACAGAAGCACAAAAUCUGGCAAUAGUUUAGGCAAUGAUCUUGCUACUACUGCUGGUACAACUACCGCUGCAGCUACUGUUACCGUCACGACUAACGCUACAGCUGUUGCUGGUGCUGCUGCAGUAGUCGCUACUUCUACCACUGCUAGUGCUCCUGCAACCGCUGUUACUACUACGACUACAACAAUCACUGUCAAUCCCGCUAUCAACGUUCCCACUGUGGCGGAUACCAAAAAUAAUGUAGAAAUGAAAAAAUUGGUUAAAAAAAACGGCAAGCAGCAAAGUAAUAACGGCACCAGGGGAGUUCCAAGAACAAAACUCGGAGGUUCUGCUCAAGCCACACAGCAAUCGAGUAAAACGGCAGGACGUCCAAAGCGUGUAGCCGCUACCACUGGCGUCGUUUCGACUGAAGAAGCACCUUCUCCAAGGAAGAAACCACGCGGUCGGGCAUAAAACUAACUUAACGUUGCUUUUUUUACGCUACAGUUACAGCCGAGUCUGUAUCGUAGGCAAUAUGUACGUGUGGUACACCCCACUUGAAAUUGCAAUCAAUUUGUUAUGUAAUAUAUGUAUGGAUCUCAAGAUUUUUAAAUGUAUCAUGUCCUGCGAUAAUAUUAUAGUCCAAUGAUACGGGAUCAACGACUUGUAUCUCUGAUUCGUCAAGUCGCAUUUGAAAAAAAAAAGUAAAAAAUAAAGAUAAGGAAAAAGAGACUCAGAGAUUUAUGUGUGAGCGAUAUUGUGAUAUCAUACAAAAUUUGUACAUAUCGUCUACGUCUCAGACUCCUUCAGGAGGAAGAAAGUCACGAAAUGUGCGGGAACGGUACCUUGAGUUGAGUAAUAACUAAUCUACAGGGUGUCACAUACUAAUGCACUCUUGCAAUAGUCUAUUUUUGAUGUUGUGAGUGAACCGUACGUGAUUCAGUUAAUUUUAAUGUACACUUUCCAUUGGAUAUGAUAUAUAUAUUAUGUACAAAUAUACAUGUCUGGAAGAGGUAGGAGUUAUAUGUAAAACAGAGAGAAAGAGAGAGAGAUUGAGAGAGUAA
This is a messenger RNA of Pogonomyrmex barbatus (red harvester ant), 2936 nucleotides long. RefSeq lists its product as uncharacterized. Lineage: Eukaryota; Metazoa; Arthropoda; Insecta; Hymenoptera; Formicidae. The record is from RefSeq and is a predicted model, not a curated record.